Molecule: messenger RNA, 1793 nt
Organism: Felis catus (domestic cat)
Lineage: Eukaryota; Metazoa; Chordata; Mammalia; Carnivora; Felidae
Gene: NMD3
Product: NMD3 ribosome export adaptor
Exons: 17
Coding region: 152-1678 (508 amino acids)
Biological process (GO): ribosomal large subunit export from nucleus
Cellular component (GO): nucleus; cytoplasm
Molecular function (GO): ribosomal large subunit binding
Source: RefSeq, a predicted model, not a curated record
GGAUUUCGAGCUCUUGUCUCGCGAGACUUUCGUCGUGCUGGCGUUGGCUGUGUGGCAGCCUGGAGGUGUCACCUGGAGGUGACAGGGGCUGUUUUGUCGCAGAUUUCCCGCAAAACUGGGUCUGUCCCAGAGGCGUUAAGGAUACAGAAACAUGGAGUAUAUGACGGAGUCCGCCGACCGCACCCCUGGACACAUCUUGUGCUGCGAGUGUGGUGUCCCAAUCAGUCCAAAUCCUGCCAAUAUUUGUGUGGCCUGUUUGCGAAGUAAAGUAGACAUCAGCCAAGGCAUUCCGAAGCAGGUCUGUGUGUCUUUCUGCAAGCAAUGUCAAAGAUAUUUCCAGCCACCAGGAACUUGGAUACAGUGUGCAUUAGAAUCCAGGGAACUUCUUGCUUUGUGUUUGAAAAAAAUCAAAGGCCCUCUGAGUAAGGUACGGCUUGUAGAUGCAGGUUUUGUUUGGACUGAGCCCCAUUCUAAGAGACUUAAAGUUAAACUGACUAUUCAGAAAGAGGUAAUGAAUGGUGCUAUCCUUCAGCAAGUGUUUGUGGUGGAUUAUGUUGUUCAGCCUCAGAUGUGUGGAGAUUGCCACAGAGUAGAAGCUAAAGAUUUCUGGAAGGCUGUGGUUCAAGUGAGGCAAAAGACUUUGCACAAAAAAACCUUCUACUAUCUGGAACAGUUGAUUUUGAAAUAUGGAAUGCAUCAGAAUACACUUCGUAUCAAAGAAAUUCAUGAUGGGCUGGAUUUCUAUUAUUCCUCAAAACAGCAUGCUCAGAAGAUGGUAGAAUUUCUUCAGUGUACAGUUCCCUGUAGACACAAAGCCUCACAGAGACUGAUCUCUCAGGAUAUCCAUAGUAACACAUACAAUUACAAAAGCACUUUUUCUGUGGAAAUUGUUCCAAUUUGCAAGGAUAAUGUUGUUUGUCUGUCUCCAAGACUGGCACAAAGCCUGGGAAAUAUGAACCAGAUUUGUGUGUGUAUUCGAGUAACCAGUGCCAUCCAUCUCAUAGAUCCAAAUACCCUUCAAGUUGCAGAUAUUGAUGGAAGCACUUUCUGGAGUAACCCUUUCAAUAGUUUAUGCCAUCCCAAACAGCUAGAGGAAUUUAUUGUGAUGGAAUGCAGCAUAGUCCGAGAUUUAAAACGCAGUGCCGGGGCUGGAAUGAUAUCAAAAAAGCAUAUGCUUGGGGAAGUCUGGGUACAGAAAACAUCCGAAAUGAAUACAGAUAAACAGUACUUCUGUCGCACUCAUUUGGGACAUCUUCUAAAUCCUGGAGACCUGGUAUUGGGAUUUGAUUUGGCCAACUGUAACUUAAAUGAUGAGCAUGUCAACAAAAUGAACUCAGAUAGAGUCCCAGAUGUGGUGUUAAUCAAGAAGAACUAUGACCGUACCAAACGUCAGCGUCGUAGAAACUGGAAACUGAAAGAGCUUGCAAGAGAGAGAGAAAACAUGGAUACAGAUGAUGAAAGGCAAUACCAAGAUUUCCUUGAAGAUCUUGAAGAAGAUGAGGCAAUUAGAAAAAAUGUAAACAUUUAUAGAGAUUCAACCAUUCCUGUGGAAAGUGACACGGAUGAUGAAGGAGCACCUCGAAUUAGUCUGGCUGAGAUGCUUGAAGACCUUCAUAUUUCCCAAGAUGCUACUGGUGAAGAAGACUCCCCAGUUCUGAAGUUAUGGAUAAAGGCCUGAAGUUUUUAUAGUGGCUCCUGUUCUGUCUGCAUAUUUAAAGUUUUCACUUGUGGUUUGGUUUACCUCUUGUAUGUCAAGACUUUAAGAAGCAUGAAAUAAAAACAUUUUCCCCUUU